GGAGCGGUCGAGAGCGGCGGUGUGUAUGGCCAGGACGGACAAGUGGUGCGAGUUAGAAACAAGACAAUAGUUUACGAUCAAAAUCAUAAUAUUAUAUCUCAGACUGAAACGAGUACAGAGUAUGGAUCCUUGGGGCACGAAGGUGAAGCUGGCAGUUCUUUUAAUACGUACGUGAACAGUCAAGCGGGCAACCAAAACCGAGGAUCCGGGCAAAGCUUCGUUCACGGCUCGUGGUCCACGACGGAGACCGUCAACCCUGACCUCUUCAAAGCCGGCUCCAGCAAGUUCCGAGGGCAGUCCAGUGUCACCGUCGUGGGCGAUGAGGACGAAGACGAGAUAGGCGGCUUCGGAGCGUACGCCGCGAGCAACCCUAACAACGAAUUCAGAUUCGGUAUCGCCGAUGUUUCUGGAAGUCAAGGAAACCAAGCUUCAGGAAGUGCCCAAAGCGGCUCCGGUGGUUUUUCUAACUCUGGUCACCAGUCGAGCUACGGGAAUGCUCAGAAUUCUGGAUACCAAGGCGCAGGAGGAUACCAAGGAGGCAGUUAUCAGGGAGGAGGCGCUUACGCUACCAGCGGCGGCAGCAGCUACUCAUAUUCUUCGCAAACAGGUGGCCAAAGCAGUUACAGCUCUCACUCGGGCGGCAGUUUCGGGGCACAGUCGCAGCGCCGCGAGAGCACCAGACGCCGUCGACAGGAUCAGGUGGAUCUGGAAUUGAAGGAGAUACUACAGAAGUGCGAG
This is a messenger RNA of Papilio xuthus (Asian swallowtail), 738 nucleotides long. RefSeq names its product keratin, type I cytoskeletal 9-like. The annotation marks the transcript as partial. NCBI's taxonomy places the organism in Eukaryota, Metazoa, Arthropoda, Insecta, Lepidoptera, Papilionidae. The transcript is spliced from 4 exons. The record is from RefSeq and is a predicted model, not a curated record.